AUGGACUUCAACGAGUCCAGACUCGCUAAGAAGCGUGAGACACGAACCCGAGCUCCGACAGCCUGUCAGACCUGUCGGUUGCGAAAGACUCGAUGUGACAAUGCCAGGCCAACCUGUAGCUACUGUGCCUUGCAGGGGGUCGAGUGCAACUAUCCCGAAACCUCACCACAGCAGAACCAAGCGGGCUUUGAUCCCGCGCAUCCAUCCAGCCAUGAACUUCUUCAGCGACUGAACCAUAUCACCGGUCUGUUGGAGGAGAUCAAGUCCGAAGGCUCCACCAACUCCUCAGCUCGCUCGCUCAGAGAGUCCUUUUUCGAGUUGAACACACAUAAUAAUACUAGCCCCAUGGCUGAUUCCUUGUCGAGCAGCCAUACGCAUGGCAGCAGCACCGCUAGUUUCGAUGACCGGGGAGGACCCGAGCAUGAUCCCCGGAUUUUAUACAUGGGUAGUUCGGGGGAAUCUAUGCUCCGAUGGCCUAUCUUCAAUAGGGUUAUCACCGAAGCUGAAAAACAUAUUCGAUCGUUCCUGCUUGAUUCGCUGGACAAUCAACUCCCCAGUUUACCAACACCCCGGCCGGUGGGGAUCGGAGGUUUUGUCGAUGAGAUCCCUAGACUGUGUAAGAAGUACUUUUUGCUAUGUCACCGGAGAAACCCGAUCGUCGAUCUCGAGAAUCUAGACCGCUAUGCCAAAGAGGUCACUGUGCAGGGUCUUGGAUGGGACGGCCCGUCGUGUCAAGUGGUAGGUCAAGCCUGGGAAUUUGGCUUAAAACAAGUCUCACCCUUACUGAAUCCCGGUCUUGCUUAG
Messenger RNA from Penicillium bovifimosum, 804 nucleotides. RefSeq names its product Zn(II)2Cys6 transcription factor domain-containing protein. The record is from RefSeq and is a predicted model, not a curated record. Bases 1 to 804 code for a protein of 267 amino acids. Gene Ontology annotation, molecular function: DNA-binding transcription factor activity, RNA polymerase II-specific; zinc ion binding. Lineage: Eukaryota; Fungi; Ascomycota; Eurotiomycetes; Eurotiales; Aspergillaceae. The transcript is spliced from 2 exons. Gene Ontology annotation, biological process: regulation of DNA-templated transcription.